This is a messenger RNA of Pogona vitticeps (central bearded dragon), 5320 nucleotides long. It is a transcript of the gene UBE2K, whose product is annotated as ubiquitin conjugating enzyme E2 K. NCBI's taxonomy places the organism in Eukaryota, Metazoa, Chordata, Lepidosauria, Squamata, Agamidae. The record is from RefSeq and is a predicted model, not a curated record. Gene Ontology annotation, molecular function: protein binding.
GUCAACUCUGUUAACGCCCGCGUCCCAAUGAAUUCACACCUGACACUCAUUACGUGAAGAAUAAAUCAGAAAAAGAAAAAAGAGAAAGGCGGCUCCGCCCUAUAGUAGUCACUGGUAGCAACGGGAUGGGGCUCGACGCCGAGCUCUCCUGAGGGGAAGGGAAAGCAAGGUGAGGGAGGGGCUCCCCGCGUCCGCCGAGAAGUGAUUUAUCCGCAACUUCUCUCGAGAGGAGCAGGGCUGCGGGUCUCUUCACUGUACUACUGUCUUCCUGGCCUUCUCCCUGGCCCGCCUCCUUCGCCCUUCGGCGCUUGUUACAGGCCUGCUCUUUUUCGUCGGCCCCGCUUGUCCAGAAGGAGGAACAAUAAAGGAACUUUCGCUCCAUUUUUUUUUUCUUUCUCUGACGGAGAGGAAGGGGCAGGCGCUGGGUUGCCGCAACGCGCAUGCUCGACGCAGGCGCCAUUUUGGAAGGGCCGGAGAUUAACCAGCGGGAGCAGUGGCGGUGGCGACGGGUGGUGGAGCUGGGCCCGGCUCAGAGGCGGCGGUAGCGGCCUGGGGUUGGGCGGGUCGGUGGACCCCCUGCGGAGAUGGCUAACAUCGCAGUGCAGAGGAUUAAGCGGGAAUUCAAGGAGGUGCUGAAGAGCGAAGAGACGAGCAAAAAUCAAAUUAAGGUAGAUCUUGUAGAUGAAAAUUUUACAGAACUAAGAGGAGAAAUAGCAGGACCUCCGGACACACCAUAUGAAGGAGGAAGAUAUCAACUAGAAAUAAAAAUUCCAGAAACGUAUCCAUUUAACCCUCCUAAGGUGCGGUUUAUCACCAAAAUAUGGCAUCCUAAUAUUAGUUCAGUCACUGGGGCUAUUUGUUUGGAUAUCCUAAAAGAUCAAUGGGCUGCAGCAAUGACUCUAAGGACAGUGUUGUUAUCACUUCAAGCGCUCUUGGCAGCUGCAGAGCCUGAUGACCCGCAAGAUGCAGUAGUGGCAAAUCAGUAUAAACAAAAUCCAGAAAUGUUUAAACAGACAGCUCGACUUUGGGCCCACGUGUAUGCUGGAGCACCAGUUUCUAGUCCAGAAUACACCAAAAAGAUAGAAAACCUUUGUGCUAUGGGCUUUGAUAGGAAUGCAGUAAUAGUGGCCUUGUCAUCAAAAUCAUGGGAUGUAGAGACAGCAACAGAACUACUUCUGAGUAACUGAGCCAUGUGUAGAGAACUGCUUCUGUAGUCCAGCUUGCCCCUUCAUGAGGAGCAUCACCAUCUGUUAUUUUUAGGUUUCUAUAUAGAUUCUCUUUUAAAAACUGGCAUUCUUGCCUGAUGCUAUCUGGGCACUAUUGGAGACUGAAAAAACUGCUCUGUAAAUAAAGCUGAUUAAACGUCUGUGUAAAUUUAAAGAAAAAAGAGGGGGGAAAUACUUUAAUUUUUUCUUACUAAAUAUUGUAAAUUCCUUGAGCUUGGCUAAAACAAUGGGGACAACAUGCCUACUUUAGUAUUAGCAAUGUGACCAAGACUAGCAGGAAUUUGCAUCAGGAUUUUGACUUUACGAAUUUAUUCAGAACACCUGAUUGUGUCCGUAAUCAUCAGUUGUUGGUGUCACUCAUCCCAGCUACCUUACUGUUCUUUUUAACAUGGAUCCUAUGUGCCUGUGGACUGACCUUAUAUUUGCAUGCUUGUACUUUACAUAGACACUUUUUAAAAAGUAGGGUUAACUGAAUAGAGCACCAGCUGAAGUACUUGAGUGUUCAUUCUUGUAACUUUUCCCCUAAGACUUUCCAAAUGUGCUCACAAAUCAGAAUGAUGGCCUACUCAGAAGCAUUUUCAGCACCUAAUGAGUAGCAAUCCUACAUAAUCUUCCUUUACCCUAGGGCUCACUCAGCUGCACACACUACAGUGUCACACUGGGACCUCUCCAGAAUGUGUGGGUAUGUGCCAUUUAAAGUAGCCUAGUUUUCCACUUCAGGUGGUAUAUUUUGAAUAACCAGUAAAAGUGUUUCAACCAUUGUAAUUUCUACACAAUUGUAUAAAGGUUUGGUAUAUUUGGACAUAGCACAAACAAGUGGAGCUGCUCUUUUGUUUCUUAUGCAGAAGUCAAACCUCUUUCAAUAAAUUCUGGAUAGAACGAAUUCAUUGAGAAGAACUGGUUCUCUGUUAACCCCAAGAACGCCACCUCUUUCCUCUAGUAUUUGCUGUGAUGAAGUCAGUUUUUGGGGCAAUAGCUUCCUAUUACUUUAGCUAUAACUUUAGGUAGAGGUUGCUUAUGAUGAGUUUUUAAAAGUCCCUGUUGUGUGCAUUUUCCCCAGCUGAUACUUGGAAGUCUUGGGAUUAUUUUACUGUAUGUAUGAUAAAUGUUUCAGUUAAAACAGUUGUACAUAUAGUCAAUCUAUCCAUUCUGAGAGAUCAAGUCUCCUGAUUGUUAGUUUUGUAAUUCUGAGUCAUAUCUGUUGUAAUUCAUUAUAGAGUUGCUUCAGGAGUCUGAGCAAAUGCAGAAAUGCAAAUGCACAUUCUAAGAAUUUUGGAUUCUGUAAAGUUAACCCCACCCCAUUCUUUGGUACUGUAGAUAAGGAAAGUUUACAUCUGUCCAUGUUUUAAUUGAAGAACAGACAAUGGACUGCAUCACCAAAUUUGCUAAUCAUUUACGUUAUGUUAAGCAUCUGAUGCAAAGUAGAGAAUUAGAAGAGAUAGGCAUGACCUCAACGCAGAAUGAUUUUCUGCAACGUAUCAAAGCUGUAGUUUCAGAUUAUUAGGACACAGAUAGAAAAAGACAUUGUAGUUUGUAUCUGUGCAAUAUGGGACACUGAUCUCUUCAUAUCCUAUUUAUGCAUCCAUUGAUUAUGUGGUUUACCUUGCUGUCAUGUAAAUCACUUUCAGAUGCCAAAGGAAAUGUGAUUUUAUUGAUCUUUCCUUGAUAUUUAUUAUUUUUUUUUACAAACUGCUGCUGCUCAACAAAGUUUUUGUUAAAUAGUAGCCAGGGGCAGCAUAACCCUGGCCAUCUCCGUUUGUGUUUGUAUAUCUUAAAAAAAAAUGGUCUAUAUUUUAAUGAACAUCUACAACAUUGUUUACCCUGGUGGUAAUUGUGUAAAUGGCUGCUAGAAUACAUUUUCCUUGUUCUUUGCAACUUAUUAAAGGAAAGAACUUGGAUUGGCUAGAUGGAAUAAAACGUCUCCUGCCUUUCCAUCUAGAAUGAUAAUCUUUCUAGGGAAGCUUUCUAUGAUUGUGUCAAAUAAAAUUGAUAAAGCUUUGAACACAGGAGAAAAAGCUUAUGCUAAACAUAACUGUAUCUUUUAUCUUGGCUACACUGCACCCACUGCAAAAUUACUUUGUGUGUGCACAUACAUGCUCUAUGUGUGCAAAAUGAAUGUGCACAUGAAUGACUGUACAGGUGCUAAUUUCCCCUUUUAUGGUUCUAGUACAAUGGCAGUGAUUCUGCUGUUGCACUUGAAGAAGGCAGAGGAAGAAAGUGCUAUUCUAAAUAAAAUAAAAUCUAUAACAGAGGUGCAUGGUAACUGGUACUUUUACUUGCCAAAGGUAUGUAUGUAGUGAUUGGUAGGUAAUUGAAGUUAAUAGGUUUUAAAUUCUGUUGGGAUCAGUUUAACUCUUGAGUUAAGUAAUGGUCAACCAUUUAGUAGCUCUUAUUCUGCUGCUAGUUAGUUUUUAAAAAUUCCACUGAGGAACAUCUUUCUAGGAAUGGCUUGCGCUUCCAAUGGUAGAAGAGUGGAUGCCUGUUCUAUAUGCCGUGUUAUAUUCCACAUAGUUAUGUCCGUAAGUUGUAGAGCUGAUCCUAUAGUGAACAGAGGGGUUGGGCUAGGUGACCUUCACGGUUCCUUCCUAUUCUUUGAGUCUAUGAUAUGCAAAAUUCUGUUUCAGGGAAUUGUAAACAAUAGUAAAUAAGAUAGUAGAUGGUUAAAUACCACGGAUACUGAGGAGACAUAGAACCUGGUCUUGCAGAGACAAGAAAGAACUUUCUGAUUGGCAGAGACUUCAUCAGUUGUAAGAACCCUUUGUAAGUGCCAAAACAUUCCAUAUAUUUAAUGGAUUCUCCAGAUUCCUGGGGGGGGGGCAAAUUAAUAAUAAAGAAGCUGCAGUUAAAGGUGUUAACAUAGAUAGGGGUAGAAACCUUUUUCCAUUCCAGGUGGUCUGUGCUUUUGAAAUCUUAAGGCUUUUGAGGAACACUUAUAUUGAUCUCCGAUUUAAAUUUUCUAGUUAUGAAUUAAUUAUAUGUAAUAACUCUUUGCUUUAAUUAACUCUUUGCUUUAAAUAUAUUGGGGUGUAUUUGAGGUAUGAAACUGCAGUUUUUGCAUCAAAAACCAUCUGAUUGAUUAAAGGGAACAUUCCGUCUUCCAGUCAACCAGAUUUCUGCAAUGUGGAUAAACUAUGCAACACCUCUCCCCAAGUUAAAUAGAAAAAAAAUGUUCUGGACUGUACACAUCUGGGGGAGAUAGCAAUAUCAAGCCGUUUUGUCUCCUUUUAUCAUUUAAUGGCAGUAAUGACUUGGAACUUUUUCAAGCACAUUUUUCCUGCCUUUUCUCAGACCAGUUCUUACAAUGGAAAAUGGAUAAGACUUCACUGGCUGGAAGAGAGAUUUUUGUGAGUUUCAGGAACAAUCACCUUUGCCAAAUUUGAAUUUUAUUGGAUUAAUGCUGAUAGCUGUGUGUGGUAUUCACAAUACAUCAGCAUUAUUCUGUAGGGACCCAUAGGCAUUAUUAAUUGUAAAAAUUAGACGAAGGAGGGAGGCUAAGGAGUAGUUACUUCGGGUUUAAGAUUGGCCAAACACCCUGUAGGUAGUGAUUUUAAAGGAAUGCAAGGUGGUGUUGGAAGAGUGGUGUCAUUGUAAAAGGAGCCACUGUGCAUGGAGGACCCCUGUUGGAAGCAUUGAUUCGUUCACUCUGCUGCUUCAUCAGUACGUCCAAGUCUGCCACACAGCAGGCUUCUGCUCGUCCUGCUAUGUGCCUGGAAUACAACCCAGUCCAGCAGCAAGAAUAUGCUAUUCUUCCUCUUCCCAUGUUGUGCUUUUAAGAGCUUCAAGUGCCCUUACCUGCCUACUUACCUCUUGUUUUACUCUGAAUCCUUUCCAGAGAGAGAGAGAGGAAAGAAUUACGUCUGUUGUGGUCCUUUCUAGUUACCCAACUGUAAUGGCAUGGGAAGGAUCCACCUGCACUAUAGGCUGAAAUGUAGUCAUUCAAAGUUAUGCUGAAAAGAUCAAAAUACUGUAAGGGCCUUUUACUAAAUUUGCAGUGUUGUACACUAUACUGGUAACUAGGGAGGGCACCCCUAAAAAGUUGGUAAUGUUGAAGAUCCUUGCUGACCUAUUUGUUGUUUUCCAUCCUUAAAAAAAAA